AUGGUGAACACGUAUUCUACCAACUUGCCUAUUCCUCAGCCAGUUCCAAAAUUGUCUAACAAUGUGUUUGACCUAUUUUCUCUCAAAGGGAAAGUGGCUGUCGUGACUGGUGCAUCUUCAGGUAUCGGUUAUGCAGUUUCCGAAGCGUUUGCACAGGCAGGAGCUUCUCUUGCCUUGUGGUACAAUUCCAACACGGAAUUGGUCGAAAAAGCCAAGAUCAUGGCUGAAAAAUACAAUGUUAAGGUGAUUACCUACAAGUGUCCAGUGACAGAGGAACCUAAGGUGAAGGAAACCGUAGAGCAAGUGGUGAAGGACUUUGGAAAGAUUGACAUUUUCAUUGCUAACGCGGGCGUGGCAUGGACCAAAGGGUCUCUAAUCAAUGCAACAGAACAAGGUGUAGACGAGUCCGAAUGGAAAAAAGUCAUGCAUACAGAUUUCGACGGUGUUUACUACUGUGCCAAGCACGUUGGCCCUCAGUUCAAAAAGCAGGGAAACGGGUCCAUGGUGAUCACCGCUUCCAUGUCCGGCCAUAUCGUGAACGUCCCUCAGUUCCAAGCUUGCUACAAUGCAGCAAAGGCUGGUGUUCUUCACUACGCCAAGUCUUUAGCCAUUGAAUGGACUCCCUUCGCCCGGGUGAAUACUGUUUCUCCAGGUUACGUUGAAACUCCAAUCACAGUUUUUGCAAACCAAGAACUGAAAGACCACUGGCGCCGCCUCACCCCAAUGGGUCGUGAAGGUGUGCCACAAGAACUAGUAGGUGCAUAUCUCUACUUUGCCUCUGAUGCCUCAACCUUCACUACUGGGUCUGAUUUGAUUGUUGACGGUGGUUACUGUGCCGUUUAA
Kluyveromyces marxianus DMKU3-1042 is the source of this 843-nucleotide messenger RNA. It is a transcript of the gene SOU1, whose product is annotated as SDR family oxidoreductase. The coding region runs from base 1 to 843 and encodes 280 amino acids. Lineage: Eukaryota; Fungi; Ascomycota; Saccharomycetes; Saccharomycetales; Saccharomycetaceae. The transcript has a single exon. The record is from RefSeq and is a predicted model, not a curated record. Gene Ontology annotation, molecular function: oxidoreductase activity, acting on NAD(P)H, oxygen as acceptor. Gene Ontology annotation, cellular component: intracellular anatomical structure.